Molecule: messenger RNA, 1503 nt
Organism: Caenorhabditis briggsae
Lineage: Eukaryota; Metazoa; Nematoda; Chromadorea; Rhabditida; Rhabditidae
Exons: 8
Coding region: 1-1503 (500 amino acids)
Molecular function (GO): acid phosphatase activity; metal ion binding
Source: RefSeq, a predicted model, not a curated record
AUGAGGAUUUUUCUAUAUUUCCUAGAAUAUUUUCUAAUACCCCAAAUCUGUUGGACCCAUCAAUACCUGCCAAUCGAUCGACUUCCUGAUUGGAAAUUGAAAAAUGAUGGAAACAUCGGUCCAUCUUACGGUCAACCCGAGCAAAUUCGUAUUUCCUAUGGAGGAGACCCAUCGGUUUCAUUUGUGACGUGGCAAACAUUCGAUGAUACAUUACAGUCUAUUGUGGAGUACGGUAGUGAUUGGAAAUUUCUGAAUCAAUCAGUUUUGGGACGAUGUUCCGUUUUCUUGGAUCGAAAUAAGAAUAGUGUGUGGAGAUAUAUCCAUCGAGCCAAUUUGACGGCUCUGGUACCCGGACAAACUUAUUACUACCAUGUUGGUUCGGAGCACGGUUGGAGUCCAAUCUACUUUUUCACAGCAUUAAAAGAACGAGAAAAUGAUGGUGGUGGAUAUAUUUAUGCGGUUUAUGGAGAUUUGGGUGUUGAAAAUGGGCGGAGCCUAGGGACAAUUCAAAAAAUGGCACAUAGAGGAGAACUGGAUAUGGUAUUGCAUGUUGAUAAGUAUUUUGGUGACUUCGCCUAUAACAUGGACGAAUCGAACGGCGAAACGGGGGACGAGUUUUUGCGACAAAUCGAGCCAAUCAGUGCGUACAUACCGUAUAUGGCAACCGUUGGAAAUCACGAAUACUUUAAUAAUUUCACACAUUUUGUCAAUCGAUUCACAAUGCCCAAUUCGGAUCAUAACCUUUUUUAUAGCUACGACUUAGGCCACGCCCACUUUGUGGUGUCCUCCACGGAAUUCUAUUUCUGGACACAAUGGGGUUUUCAUCAGAUAAAACAUCAGUUUGACUGGCUUAUUGAAGAUUUAAAGAAAGCCAAUGAAAACCGUAAAAAUGUUCCAUGGAUGAUCACAAUGGGACAUCGACCAAUGUAUUGCUCAGACUUCGAUGGAGACGAUUGCACAAAAUACGAAUCAAUUAUUCGUACAGGUCUACCAUUAACACAUGGAUAUGGUCUAGAGAAGCUAUUCUAUGAAUAUGGAGUGGAUAUUGAAUUAUGGGCACAUGAACACAGUUAUGAGAGAUUAUGGCCAGUUUACAAUCGAACUGUUUACAAUGGGACACAUCUACCGUAUACCAAUCCACCGGCACCUGUUCAUAUCAUUACUGGAUCGGCAGGUUGCCGUGAGAACACCGACGUGUUCGUCGAGCAUCCACCACCAUGGAGUGCGGUCCGUUCGACGGAUUACGGUUUUGGAAUUAUGCGAAUUUAUAAUUCGACACAUUUGAAUUUUAAACAAAUCAAUGUUGCGCAGGGUGGCACAGAAGACGACGAUUUCUGGGUGGUGAAGACUUCCGAAAAACAUCAUCGACCAUUCAAACAUCGAGAUUUGAAGAAAUUGAGAACUUAUGGAACACAUGUACCCGAUAAAUAUUGUCAUCAUCAUUCGCAUUGUCCCAUGGAGAAGAAGAAGAAACGAACCAGAAGACACCAGCAUCAUUUUUGA